AUGGUUAACAUAGAAGAUGCGAGCGCUCUUGGGACAGCUGCGGUUUUGAGACAGCAGGCUUCCGGUAAUAAGUCUGGCCUGAAGGUGCUGUGGUCAAACCUUCACGUCCUUUCGAUCGCCCUGUUUGCCUCGUUUGGUGGUCUGCUCUAUGGCUACCAGCAGGGCGUCCUGGGCCAAGCAUUGGUCAUGCCUGCUUUUCAGAGACAAUUCCCUCAUAUUGCAUCGGACUCAAACGCCAAAGGAUGGCUGACGUCGAUUCUACAACUUGGAGGCUGGGCGGGAGCGCUUUCCGCAGGCAUCUUGUGCGAGAUAUUUUCGCGCAAGCACACCAUAUUUGGCGGCGCUCUCUGGGUGAUCUUGGGUUCCUAUCUCACAGCAGGCGCCCAUACAGAGGUUUACAUGUAUGCGGGACGCUUUUUGACGGGAAUUGGGGUUGGAACCUUGUCCGCGACCGGACCGUUGUACAACGCCGAACUUGCUCCACCCGAAAUCCGCGGCAUGAUCAUCUCAAUGCAACAACUUGCCACCACCUUGGGAAUUAUGGGGGCCUACUGGGUAGGUUACGGCACCAACUACAUUGGUGGCACCGGCGACAGCCAGAAAGAGCUCGCCUGGCGCUUGCCACUCAUUAUCCAGGGCAUACCAGCAGUCAUACUUGCUGUCGGGGUUUGGUGUCUUCCUUUUUCCCCUCGCCUACUAGUCAAUCACGGCCGAGACGAAGAGGCGCUGCAGACGUUGAGCCGCCUGAGAAGAUUGCCCCUGAAUGACCCGCUCAUUCGAAUCGAGUACCUGGAGAUCAAAGCCGAGAGUGAAUUUGAAAAGAGGGUUUUUGAGAGAAGAUCUCCCACCCUCGCAGUCAAAGCAAGAGGCAACAGACUUCUUCGAGAGCUAGCUCAGUACAGCAACAUAUUCCGGAACAAGGACUCGUUCAAACGUGUAGCUAUAGGAGGCACCAUCAUGUUCUUCCAGCAAUGGUCGGGUAUUGACUCCAUCAUCUACUACGCACCCAUUGUGUUUCAGAACUUCGGCUUUACAGACAACACCAUUUCUCUGCUUGCCACUGGCGUUGUGGGCAUCCUCAAUGUCUUGAGCACAAUCCCAGCCAUGUACUUCAUCGACAAGAUUGGUCGGAAGAAACUACUUAUUUGCGGCUCUCUUGGCAUGCUGAUCUGCCAGCUCAUAACCGGUGUCCUUGGCGCUAGGUACGAAUCUUCUUGGGCUGCUAACAGAGCAGCAGGCUGGGGCGCUGUCGUCAUGAUCUGGCUUUACGUCGUCUUCUUUGCGUUCUCAUGGGGUCCGGGCAGCUGGACACUGAUUGCUGAAAUUUUCCCCUUGUCCAUCCGAGCCAAGGGUACUUCCAUAAGUGCAUCUUCAAACUGGAUGAACAACUUCGCGGUGGCUUUCAUGACCCCACCAAUGCUCGACGGGCUCCGAUGGGGCACUUUCAUCUUCUUUAGCGCUUGGUGCUUGGUUGGAGGGUUGUUUGUUGUUUUCUUCCUCCCAGAAACGAAAGGGAAGACCUUGGAAGAAAUGGACGUCGUUUUUGGCUCCACCACCAGUAUUGAGGAUGCGGAGCUACUGUCAGCUAUCCAGGAUGAGAUUGGCUUGACUCGGGUUUUACAGGAGAACAACAAUGCUGAAGCCGAAAUCAGAGGUGCCCAUGGGCAUGUCGACGAUUCUAAACCGACGGAAGAAAUCAUCACCUGA
Molecule: messenger RNA, 1707 nt
Organism: Diaporthe amygdali
Lineage: Eukaryota; Fungi; Ascomycota; Sordariomycetes; Diaporthales; Diaporthaceae
Exons: 5
Coding region: 1-1707 (568 amino acids)
Biological process (GO): transmembrane transport; carbohydrate transport
Cellular component (GO): membrane
Molecular function (GO): carbohydrate:proton symporter activity
Source: RefSeq, a predicted model, not a curated record